Messenger RNA from Penicillium macrosclerotiorum, 1623 nucleotides. Its product is annotated as oligosaccharide translocation protein RFT1. The transcript is spliced from 2 exons. Gene Ontology annotation, cellular component: endoplasmic reticulum membrane. The record is from RefSeq and is a predicted model, not a curated record. Gene Ontology annotation, biological process: glycolipid translocation; dolichol-linked oligosaccharide biosynthetic process. NCBI's taxonomy places the organism in Eukaryota, Fungi, Ascomycota, Eurotiomycetes, Eurotiales, Aspergillaceae. The coding region runs from base 1 to 1623 and encodes 540 amino acids.
AUGCCGCAAUCUGGUGAGGCCCGCGUGGGCAACAGAGCAUCUUCUGCCACGGGAACAACCUUCCUGAUUAUGAUCCAAUUGGCGUCAAGGAUAUUUACCUUUGCCUCGAAUCAGUUGAUCUUACGAAGUCUCUCGCCAGUUAUUCUGGGGAUUGCCGCCCAGCUGGAGCUUUAUCAAGUAUCAAUCUUGUACUUUUCCCGAGAAAGUAUCCGCCUGGCCACCCAAAGACAACCCUUGACGACCCUUGAAUCCCCCGCCAGUAGCCAGGAUGGCAAAGAUAGCAACAAACCCUCUGAACAGAGUGACACCGUCAGUCAAGACCAGCAGUCAGUCCCAUUACAAUCUGUGAUCAAUGUGUCUUACCUGAGCCUAGCUCUCGGAAUUCUGUCCACAUUCGCGUUCACUGUGCUCUAUGAGCGCCUGGCCCCUGUGCAAGCUAUCGAAAUUCCUUUCUUCCAAGCAACUGUGAUCCUGACGGGACUGGCCGCACUGACGGAGCUAUGUGUCGAACCCUUCUUCGCUGUGGUUCAACAAAACAUGUGGUACGAGAAACGAGCGGCCGCUGAAAUGCCGGCUGCGUUCCUUCGGAGCCUCGUAACGUGCUUGCUAUUUUUAUAUGCGUCUCGCGUUGAUCGGCCCAUCGGUGCCUUGCCCUUUGCACUGGGCCAUCUGAGCUACUCCAUUUCUCUCGUCGGUGGCUAUUGCUGGUUCAUGCUUAAAACUGCGAGUGAUUAUCAAUUCUCCUUUCUUCCGACCAGGAUACGAUCUAGAAACUCUCCCAAUUACCUUCUUGGUCGGUUUUCCCGUCGAUUGGUAUCAAUCGCCGCGAGCGUUUUUUUCCAAUCUACGGUAAAACACCUCCUCACGCAAGGCGAUUCAAUGAUGCUCGCCGCCCUGUCAACUCUUGAAGAUCAAGGAAUCUAUUCUUUGGCGGCGAACUACGGCGGUCUUGUUGCCCGUAUCAUAUUUCAGCCUCUAGAGGAAAGCAGCCGGAAUCUACUCUCUACCUUACUCAGUUCCGACGACAACAGAAACCGAAAACACACACAAAUCUACGCGGCGAAAGAUUAUUUGGUUGAUAUUCUCCGUGCCUAUCAGUUUCUGUCUGUUCUCAUCUUUCCGCUCGGUCCUGUGAUGGUUCCAGUGGGACUUCGCAUAUUAGGAGGCCGGCAGUGGGCCUCUCCAAAAGUCGGCGACCUGUUAUCACUCUACUGCUAUUACAUCCCAUUCCUAGCCUUUAACGGGAUUACUGAGGCAUUUGUUUCCUCUACAGCUAAUGCAAGGGAGAUUCGAACUCAGGCUAUCUGGAUGGGUUUUUUCUCGGCCUGUUAUGCGUUAGCAGCCUACCUCUUUCUAGAAGUUUGGUCCAUGGGCGCCUACGGGCUCGUUCUUGCGAACAUUGUCAACAUGGCUGUUCGAACUCUGUGGAGCUUCUCCUUUAUCCAAACAUACCUUAUACAACAUGGUAGCAGCCUGUCUCUUAAUGAACUCAGCCUUCGGCCAAUUACCUAUGUUCUUGGUGGCAUCGCAACCAUAAUUUCAGCUACCCAGGCCUUGUCGGUAUCAGGCCAGGCCGUUAUCCCGGCAAUUGCCUUCAGUGGUGUCUAUGGCCUUUUACUGUGA